CCAGCAUAAUAUCCUGCUGCUAAAAUAACGCUAAUGAAGGCUUGUUUGGCCAUCAUUCCCUGACACAGGAAACCGAUAAAACAGCACCCCCUGUGGUGAAACAAGCGACAAUUAUUUCUGUUGCCUGGUGACUCCAGGAAACAGAAAACCCAAACAAGAACUCUCCCAUAACUAUAUUAUUUACAAGGCGACAUAACCCACAGAAAGAAAAUGCAAAGUAUUGAUACAGCAACAGAAGGCAGAGAACUAGAUAAGGUGGAGCCCUGUCCUGAGAGGGAAAGGCUAAGAAUGAGGGUCUCUGUGUUGGAGGAGAGUGUGAGGUCAUAUGAGGUAGAGUGUAAAGCAAGCAGAGAGACGCUGAUGAGACUGGUUGCAGAAGUGGCUCGUGAGAGGAGGAAUGCAGCCGACAGUGCAGAGGCUCUGGAACUGCUGAGACUGGAGUUAGACAGUGCUUUGCUGACCAAGAAGAGCACUGAUGUUGAGAACAGGAGGCUAACAGAGAGACUGGAGAGCAGCCAGCAUGCUGUUCAGGCAGUCAAGCAGGAGGCAAUGUGUAUGGAGAGACAUAUCCAGGAGCUGGAAGGGAUGCUCCAGACCAACCAGGCAGAGAAAAAGGCUUCACAGGGGAGUAUGCAGGCCUUCCUGAGGGAGGUAGGGGUCCUCCUGGAAAUGGGUCCCUCCAUGCCAACUGAGGGAGAAAUACUAGAGACACUCAAGGACCUCUUUACCAGGCAGGGGACCAUGAAAUUGAACGUGGAGGAGCAUGAGAAGAGGCUGUCCCAUGUCAGUGAGGAGGUGUCCAGGCAGACGGAGCUCUAUCACAGUGCCCUGCAGAGGGCCCAGCUGGCCGAACGACAGGUCACAGACCUCAGAGACAGGUUGCAGGGCCUGGAGGCUGAGCUGGUGACCUCAGACGUGCACCGAGACGGACUGAGUCAUAACCAACAGCACUAUGAGCAGUUCCUCGAAAGACUUUCAGAGAAGAUGAAACUAGACAGCAUCGCCAUUGACCUGGGCUUCGAUAUGAGGCUCCAGCUUAUUCUGUCUAGAGCUGAGCAACUUGUCAAACUAGAAGGGGUUGCUUUGGUGGAGAGCAAGUCCCUGGCACACAACCUACAGCGAAAGUUGAAGGUCCAGAAGGAGCGGUUGGAGAGUAAGGAACUCCACAUUGAGCUGCUGAGGAAGAAGGUUUUUGAUCUAGAGGAGGAGAAAAGGAGUCGUUCCACCCUGGCCUUGGAGAGAGACGAUGCCAAUGUGACUGCCAGGAAGCUCCAGAAGAAGGUGGAGCGACUACAGGGUGAACUGAGAUCCAGUAAGGCCUCUAUUACUGAGCUUAAGGCCCAGCUGUCAUACACCAACGAGCUGAAGCUCAAAGUCCUAGAGCAGAGUCAGGCCAUUGAGGAGCAGAGUAAGAGUCUGGAGGAGCUGGGAAAUGGAAAGGCCAAGGUGGAGAAGAGGCUCGGCAUAACCAGGGCAGAACUACGUGGCCACGAGGAGCAGGCCAGGGAGGUCCAGCAGCAAGUCAACAACCUAGGACAGACACUGGCCCAACUCACCGACAGGGAGAGAGAGUUGGUAGACUUCCGUAUGGUGGUCUCUCAGAUGUUAGGUCUGGAUGUCGCAGCCCUGGCCCUCCCAAACUACGAGAUCAUCAAAUCUCUGGAGAACCUGCUUCACCAACACCAACACCACUUCCACCACUCCCUGGCCCAGUCCUGGUCCUGUCCUACACAUCAAAAGCACUCCCAUCUCCCACAGCUCCAUGGCCAAGAUAACUAUGGCUCCAUCAGAUCCCUCUCAGUUGUCUCUGAUAGAUCUACUGGUCCUGAGGCUCUGCCCAAAUGAAUUGUGAUUUCCUCAUCCAGAGGAUUCUGCUCAGGACACGCAUCAAAUCAUUUUUAAUGAUGAAUUAAAAAUGCAUUAUAUUUACCAAUUGAGAGUGGAUUUAAAUCAAGUAACCAAUAAGAUGCAGAGACUUUGUCAAGUCAGCAGCAGUAAAUCAAAGAAGAUGUAUUAGACAUUUUGCCACCUCCAGAGAGAAAAUAUGCUAAAUGAAAGACAGAAUCAAAAUGAGAAUUUUGCAUUCAAUAUUUGUGAUUUAGGGUCAGAUAUACAUUAUAUAUACAUUUACAGUACAUUUAUUUUAUGGUAGAUAAUCCUGGACUGUUAGAUAAUGCAUGUAAUACUGAACGCACAGAGCAAUAGAAAAUAUACAUUUGUUAUAGUUCAGAUUAAUAGUAAGUUGACAGUUUCCAUAUUUUUUGUUAAAAAAAUAACAACAAAGUCUGUUCAGUACAUUAUUCCAUAAAGAACAUGGUUUCUUACAGUAUGUGUUUAAACAGUUUAUAUUAAAUUACUCCUUGAUUA
Molecule: messenger RNA, 2367 nt
Organism: Esox lucius (northern pike)
Lineage: Eukaryota; Metazoa; Chordata; Actinopteri; Esociformes; Esocidae
Gene: ccdc170
Product: coiled-coil domain containing 170
Exons: 10
Coding region: 211-1845 (544 amino acids)
Source: RefSeq, a predicted model, not a curated record